Molecule: messenger RNA, 2268 nt
Organism: Gopherus flavomarginatus (Mexican gopher tortoise)
Lineage: Eukaryota; Metazoa; Chordata; Testudines; Testudinidae
Product: carcinoembryonic antigen-related cell adhesion molecule 1-like
Exons: 10
Coding region: 99-1676 (525 amino acids)
Source: RefSeq, a predicted model, not a curated record
ACAGCUUCUUCAGAGAACCCAGGCGUCCGGCCGGGCCCCUGCACUCGCCUCUCUGCAAGGCCAGGGCAGGCAGCGACCCCCUGGGGAGGGGCAGGGCCAUGGGGCGUCGGCCCGGGAGCUGGGACCCCCCCGCAUGGAGCGGCCCCUGGAAAGGGCUGCUGCUGGCAGCCUCCGUCCUGGGCUCCUGCCUCCAGCCGGCGCCGGCCCAGACCCCAGUGACCAUCGUCCUCACCCCGCCGAGCCCUGUGGUGGGAGGGGGCGUCAGCCUGGCCCCGCAGAAUCCGCCACAGGACUUCGUGCUCUGCAGCUGGUACCGAUCAGCGACCGCUGCUGAAACCAGCCGGAUCCUCACCUGCUUCCCACAAACCCCCCUGGUUCAGCAGAACGGCUCGGCCCACACGGGGCGGGAGACAGUGGGGCCGGGCUGCGCCCUGCACAUCGCGGGGUUAACGCUCAAUGACACCGGGAGCUACACGGUGCAGAUACAGAGCCCGACUAGCCCCGGCCUCGGCACGGUGGUUCUGCGCGUCUAUGAAAUGCUGCCCAGGCCCACGGUGACACCAAACCAAACCCUCGUGCUUGAGAACGAGACCUUCACUCUCAGGUGUAACAGCUCCCCCAGCGCUGACACCGUGCUCUGGCUCCGGGACGGGGCAUCCCUCGCGUCCAGUGACCGGCUGGUUCUGUCCUCUGACAACCGGACUCUCAAUGUGCUGAAUGUCACCCGGGGCGACGCCGGUGCCUACCAGUGCGAGGUUGGGAACCCCGUCAGCUCCAUACGCAGCGAGCCCAGCACCGUGACGGUGGCCUAUGGGCCGGAGUCCGCCAGGAUAGAGCCAUCAGAGCUCCUCCCCCAGCUCUUGGGGUCCCUUGUGCACCUGACGUGCGUCUCUGAGUCCGUCCCAGCCCCGCACUAUCGCUGGGUUUUCAAUAGCACUGAAUUAAAGGAGACGGGGAGCAGCUUGACCCUUAAUCUGACAAGCUUUGAUCAGCAGGGCAUGUACAUGUGCCAGGCACAUAACCCCAUCACCAGCCUGACCAAGAACAGCACCAGCCUGGUAAUCCAGGUGCAGGAAAUGCUGCCCAGGCCCACAGUGACACCGAACCAAACCCUAGUGCUGGAGAACGGGACCUUCACCCUCAGGUGUAACAGCUCCCCCAGUGCUGACACCGUGCUCUGGCUCCGGGAUGGGGCGUCCCUCGUGCCCAGUGACCGGCUGGUGCUCUUCCCUGACAACCGGACCCUCACGGUGUUGGGUGUCACCCGGGAUGACGCCGGCGCCUACCAGUGCGAGGUCAGGAACCCCGUUAGCACCAACUGCAGUGAGCCCAGCACCGUGACAGUGGCCUCUACCCCCAAUGUCUCGGGGGGGGGCCUGUCGCCUGGAGCCAUCGCCGGGAUCGUCAUCGGGUCGCUGGCUGGGGCGGCGCUGCUUGGGGGCCUGCUCUACUUCCUGCUCCGCAAAACUGAAGGUGGGCCCAAGCAGCACUCGCCCGUCGGAGGCCAGGCCGCGCCCACCCACAACCAGGGCGAUAGUGACAACAAACCUACCUUGGGCGAGGAAGACGUUCAGUAUUCUACACUCGCCUUCACCGCAGGAGACCAGAAGCCACCGCCCGGGCCCCAGCCCCCCCCAGAGAGCGGCACUGUGUACUCGGAAAUCAGAAAAAAAUGACUGUGAUUUGCUUGGGACCUCGGGAAUCACUGCACCCCCCCCACACCACCCAGGGGAGCUUCUGCAGCUCCCCCCCCCCGCAUGAAGCACUCACUGGGGGGCAGCUCCGGUCCCACCUACCCCUGCUCGCUGGGCACAAUGAGUGUGAUACUCUCCCCAGGUGAGACCGUCAGGACUCCUGAGGGGCUCUGGGAGGGGAGAGAGGUCUAGUGGUCAGAGCAGGGAGCUGGGAGCCAGGACUCCUGGGUUCACAUCUGCUUUGCACAGGGGUCAGGGCUGGGGGUGUGUGCUGUGCAGUGGGGGAUGAUCUGUGUGUGGGGCUGGCAGAUAACGAUGACACCCCAACCCCAGGCUGCACUGUCAGUGCUGGCUGGGCGUGGGGCAUGGAUCUGGGCAGCCUCGGUGCAGGGGUGAGAUGGCGCCAUCACCCCAUAGCAUCUCAGCCCAGAGCCCUGUGCCCCCAGCUCUCCGCAUCCCCCUCCCCGAGCUUCCCGCUGUCAGACAGCCUCCAAGGUGCAGGGCGGUUGUGCUGCUAGGGGGGUGAUGAUUGUGUGGGGUGCGGGGUGUUGCUUACAGUGGAUGGGACUGGCUG